Amphimedon queenslandica is the source of this 1790-nucleotide messenger RNA. RefSeq lists its product as uncharacterized. The record is from RefSeq and is a predicted model, not a curated record. The transcript has 7 exons. Lineage: Eukaryota; Metazoa; Porifera; Demospongiae; Haplosclerida; Niphatidae. The coding region runs from base 34 to 1701 and encodes 555 amino acids.
AUUGGACUACAAUUUAAUUACCUGAUCCCUUCAAUGGAUAAUUUGGACUGUCUGAGUGAUGUACAGGUAGCAGAGAAGAAGCUGUUUCUAGUUCAAGGAGAGAAACCUCAACUAAUUAAUUGGGAGAAAUAUGGUCUAAGGAUUGGAGUACAAGAAGAUACCUUAUCACCUACCAAUACAGUUGAGGUAGCAGUGGUCGCUCUUGUAGGAGGAGAGUUUGUGUUUCCAAAGAAUACAGUACUAGUGAGUGCUGUUUAUGCUGUUUCAGUAUCCAAGCCUCUCCUCAAGCCAUUGCGACUAGAAAUUGAGCACUGCAUUGAUCUGAGGGGACGACCAGGUCUUACACAAUUUUUGAAGUUUGCCAUAGCUCCCAUGAGCACACCCAGUCUUCCUUACCACUUCUCAGUAGUCCAGGAAGGAGAGUUUAAAGCUGAUAGUUGGUAUGGAUCCAUUGAACGUAAAGAGUUCUGUUUGGUAUCUGUUGUUGGUCAACAGUUGCGACAGGUGGCUCCAUGGAUUGGAGAAGAAGAAGGUCAUGGUGGGAAUGGAGGAGGUGCUGGUGGAGGAGGAGGUCAACAAACGAAUGAAGGAGAAGGAGGGGACCAGCAACAAUUGGAAGGACAGGCUGGACAGACACAGCAUGAGGUGCUUAUUGAAGGAGAACAUGAGGAGGAGGAACAUGAUGGGCUAUUGGAUCAAGGACAAGAGGGGCAGCAUUCACAGCAACUAGUACUGGAACAAGGAGCACAAGAACCACAUCAAAAAGGAGAAGAUGUACAAGGACAAGAGGAACAACAAGAAAGAGGAACAACUGCUAGUCCUGAUGAUACUAUGAAACCCACUGGAGUGAAAGAUGCUGAAACAUAUGCUGGACUGGUUUAUUAUGAAAAGAAAGAAACUGAAGAUUUGGUGACAUUCACUGCAGCUAAGAAAUUGAGUGCUCUCCUUGAAUUUAUUAAAAGCGAAAACUCUUGUGCUGAAAGAGGACAAAAUGUUUAUUUUUCAUUCAAUCCUUUCUAUUCAUAUAUUGAAUUGAAGUUUGAUGCUCCACAAGAGAAACCAUUCACUGGUUGGAGUAUUGAGCCUCACCUUAAGCCUUGUAGAUUGCGUCGUUGUGAUGUUGAUAAUUUUGGUGAAGCUAAUUAUCCUCUUCCUCCAUGUUGUCUGAUAUCAGUCUAUGGAUCACCUGGUGCUGUACCAUCACUACAUUACUCUGUACCACUGGAUGGAGUGGCUGAUCCUGUUACAUUAUUUAUUCACCGAUCACUGAGAACAUUGUCCCUACCAGCAAUUCCAGUAAAUCCAAGUCCCCUACCAGUGCCGAGAAAAAGAGAACAAGGUCUCAAUUUAGUUUCUAUUAGAAAAGGGUUACAGCAAGCUCUUACAAGGCAUCGAGUUGAUUUGAGUCAAGCUUUUAAUCUUUCUCUAACCAGCAUAUUCAAUGAAAUGGUUCAAGUGGGUAUUGUCAGUAAUAACACUGAGAAAUCCUAUGAUGCAAUAAUUACAAGUCUUAAUGUUGGGAUGAGUUUUAUGAAGAGUUCUUCUGAUCUUGAGUUAUACUGUGUGAAGUUUCUCAAUGGAUUAUCUAAAGUUGGUGGGCCAGUGGCUCUUGCAGCUGAAACAAUAUAUGAAGAAUGGACUGAGGCAAGUGAAGGAGAACUGUUGUUUGAUUGCUUAGCAAAAAGAGCCAAAAAUAUUUAAGUUAUAAAUUAUACAUGUAUUAAAGUUUUUGGGUGAAGACUGGAUUGAAAUGUUGGGACUUGAUUUUAAUAUUGAUACAUGAUACUAAU